ACUUGAAACUUAAUGAUGUUAUUACUUCUAACAACACUUGAUUAUAGGAGAAAUUUCUCCCAGUAACGAACUUCUCUUUCUCCUAGCUUUUGAAGGUUUUUAGCCGAAACAGUUUCUCUGAAACCGAUGUCCCGGCUAAGUUACGCCGGCCAUAAUUAUCCUGUUCCCGCCCUCGAACACUACCAAGUGCUUCUGCAGCGCACCAUGCGAAUCCAAGAUUUGGAAAUCGAGAACAGACAUUUAAGAGAAACACUCAACGACUAUAAUCGGGAAUUCAAAGUCGUUCGCAAUCAAGAAGUGACAAUCAAGCUGCUGCGGGAGAAGGUCAGGGAGUUUGUUGACAAAGAAGAGUCCACUCUACAGGACAAGGCCGAAGAGAAAGUUCCAGAGCUCCUCCAUCUUUUUGAUGAGAAAGAGAGCGUGCAAGCCGAAUCUCGGUUUGUCGUCAAAUCAAACCUCGAGGAGGCCGAGAGCAAAGUUGCCCAACUCCAAAGUGCCUUGGAUAGAUCUCAGUCCCAACUUUUUGAUUUAAAAUCCAAAUAUGAUGAAGAUUCGAACGCCAAGUCGGAUGAAAUGGAAAUUAUCGUAAAUGACUUGGAAAGAGCAAACCAGGUGAGAUAAAAAUACAUUUUGUUUCUCAUUGCCAAUUAAAAAAUUAACUCUUCCCUGAUGUAGAAACUGCAUCGUUCCGAUUUCACAAGUACCGAAAGAGAGUUUUGUGUUUGUAGUUUUCUUUUCUUUUUUUUUUUUUUUUCUUUUCUAUGGCCUUUUUAAAGCUCUUUAUAUUUCUUACAGACAAAGCCCGAAAUCCUGUCGAAUCAAAUAAACAUUUGCCUCUCGAGAUGACCGGCCACUUCGAGCUUUGUCCAGUUGAUCUGGCUUGAAGUGGUCAGUCAUCUCAGGAGGUGAU
Molecule: messenger RNA, 910 nt
Organism: Stegodyphus dumicola
Lineage: Eukaryota; Metazoa; Arthropoda; Arachnida; Araneae; Eresidae
Product: homeobox protein cut-like
Biological process (GO): regulation of transcription by RNA polymerase II
Cellular component (GO): nucleus
Molecular function (GO): RNA polymerase II transcription regulatory region sequence-specific DNA binding; DNA-binding transcription factor activity, RNA polymerase II-specific
Source: RefSeq, a predicted model, not a curated record